This is a messenger RNA of Candidula unifasciata, 2679 nucleotides long. NCBI's taxonomy places the organism in Eukaryota, Metazoa, Mollusca, Gastropoda, Stylommatophora, Geomitridae. The record is from the annotation of a GenBank genome assembly.
AUGCCAACGGUUAUAGAACAAGUGGAUAGAGCCGUAAGUGGAGCUCUGUCUAGCCAUGGAAGUGGAGUUGAGAGGGAGCAGUCUGCAACAACUGAUGAAGCUCUCAUGAUUGAACAGAUGCAGCUCACGGAGCCCAUGAAGAGUCAGCAUGCUCCAAACCACCUACUGGAAACAAAAACAUUUGCAACUGUAGGCUGCAACCUUGUUGUGCAUGCCAAACCAAAAGUUGUUUACUUUGAGGGAUUUCAAGUUGGUGAGAAGCAGGUGAAGAACUUGAGACUGCAGAAUGCAUCCUCUGAAGUGCUUAGGAUUCACAUUAUUCCACCUCAGACUCGUCACUUUGGUCUGAAGUAUACAAAACCGGCCCGAAUGAUCCCAGGCAUGGCGGUGGAGUGCCAAGUGGAGUUCACUCCGGAUGAAUGGCGUUACUAUUAUGAUUGUAUUCGCAUUCAUUGCCCUGGUGAAGACAACCUAAUUGUCCCUAUCCAUGGGUAUCCAGUCAUGAGUACCAAAGAUUUCCCCAAAAAUUACACAUUCCAGCCAGUUGCAGUUGGUUACAGUGUGUCAAAAACAUUUCCACUGAAAAGUAUGGCACCUGUUGACUUUGAAUUCCGCUUUGAAUACAUCAAGUCCCAUCCUGCAUUCUCACUAGAACCAAUGUCUGGCAUAGUGUCAGCAAACAGUCUAGUGGAGGUGACUGUUACUUUUGCACCCAGUGAGUUUCAAACAGCAUCCAUGACAGUGCAACUGUCAAUCUCUCAGUUUAACUCAAAAGGGAUUGUCUGCACUUUCACAGGCACAUCAAAGCCUGGCUUAUUAAAGGAGGAUACUUUACUCGCUGUGGAUUCAGACGUGCUGGAUCCAAAGUGUGUGUCUCCCCUGGACAGAGCAAGAAGAAACAAACAGCAAACAAAGACUGUCAGGAUUAUACAGAAAAGGAAAUCAGUGUCUAGCUCUGGACAAAUGGUCACACUGGAGAGAGAUGGGAUACGUUUGCCUUCCAAGCUGGACAACCCUCAUGCUGUAAGCAGAAUCCUUCUACAUGAGCCAGGGAAGAUGAGAGCAACUGAGAUGAGACAGAAUAUGUUGAGUGGAGACCUGAUGAGCAGUGAAACAACACAACAAGUCAAGGAGGCUAUGUUUGAAGAAGCAGUGAGGCAAAAUGUGUAUGAGGAGCGACAGAAUCAGUUACGCUGGCAGGUGAAGAUUGGAGAUGAGCCAAUGUCAGCGCAGGAGAGGUACACUAUACUAGAGGCUAGAAAUGAAGCCUUCAACCGGUACAAGCUCAGAAGAGGAGAUCCAGUCCCAGAGGAUGAACUCACACGUCAGCAGACAAUCAGCGUUUACUCUAAAACUAUGAGAGAUGCAGAUCUGCUGGCACCAGCAGACGCCAUGUUUGACCUAUAUGCUAAUGAUGUCUGGAACACAAGACAAGCUGCUCUUGACAGAUUUGUUCAAGCAGCCAGAACAGUGAUUGUUCGUAACCGUGUUAGUAAAAGAUUGCCUGGCUUAAGGAAACUCACUGCAGAUUUGAAUGCUAGAAAACAUACAGGAACCUCUGAGGAUGGCAGUGAGGAGACACCUGAGGACAGCGAGUCAGUGAAUCUAGGCACACGUCUGUCAAUGUUUACUGCGGACAAAGUCCAGAAGUCCAUGUUUCCUGUCUAUGUCAGCCCCAGUAUUAAAGAUGAUAUGGCUCCGGAUGCGUUGGGUACCGUUCCAGUCAUCCCAACUGAGGUUGUCAUUAAGAGGGAUGUACCUUUUCUGAAUCUGAAAGUUCCCCAGUAUUACAAGCUUCAGUGCUAUCAAAAGCACAGCAUACAUGUGUCUUUCCUUGAUGAUAUGCCACUGAAAAAGGUUCCAUCUCUGCGUACAGGAGCAGAGGAUGAGAUCAUCAAGGUUUCAGAUGAUGGUGACUUCUGCAAAUGUCCUGAGCCAGAUGAAGCAGCAGUACUUCCUGCUACCUCUGCAGCCUUGUCCCUGAAACCCCCAAGUGCCUUCUUCAAGCCUAUUGAGUACCCAAGCUUACAAAUAAUGAAUCCAGCACCAGGUCUUCAGACAUUUCUGCCUCUGUUGCCAUAUUCAGAAGUUGAUGCUGACUACCAUCUGUGCCCUCUGCCCAGACAAUAUACUCUGGAUCAGACUUUCAACAAACCUGCACCUACACAGAAGAAAUUUUUACACAGAGAGGAAACAAUCCGAGGGGUCAUGACCUGGAAGCGGUUUCCUUCUCCAGGAAUAAUCUCAAUGUCAAACAUUCCAACCUUGACCAACGUCUGGGUCCCCAGGUGGAGCAAUUGUUUUGGUAAAGACAUACUUCCUGAAGAUGUGCCACCAUUACUGGGCAGAAUAGAUCCGGAAGAUGCAGAGAACUGUGUUGAUAGUGAUGAGGAGACUCCUCUUGGUUUGACACCAGAGAUGAUCACAGCCCAGUUUCCAAUGAUUGGUUCAAAUCUACAAAGUGAUAAGAGAAGUGUGAUUGACAACUUUCCACUCGGCAACAAGUUGCCCAAGUGUAAUGCACCUGUUGGUAUUAAUGGGCCAUUGGCAAGAGAGAUACGGGAAGAAGAGCUGGAGCAUUUUGUCACCAGCAAAUACAACACACUUGGAACCAAAGUGGCCAGGAGGGUUCUAGAACAGAAUGUUAAAUUUACUGAUCGAGACUUAAUACUGAAAUAA